This is a messenger RNA of Pan troglodytes (chimpanzee), 2143 nucleotides long. RefSeq lists its product as uncharacterized. The record is from RefSeq and is a predicted model, not a curated record. The coding region runs from base 1 to 831 and encodes 276 amino acids. NCBI's taxonomy places the organism in Eukaryota, Metazoa, Chordata, Mammalia, Primates, Hominidae. The transcript has a single exon.
AUGGCACCCAGUCCACUGCAGAGACUGCACUGCGGUCCCUCCCCCAGCCCGAGGCCCGCGGAGGUUCCUCGGGGGACAGUCUCAGUUUCGUGCCGUUAUUUAAAGAAUUCUUUCCAUGUUUUUGUAUCGGGAGGUGCCAUCGGCACUUCCCCCCCCGCCCUCCUCGAGUGCCAAGAAGGUGUUGGACCAGCCCGCCCUUCCCUACUGGUGCCCCCUCCUCCCCGGCCAAGGCGCCUGGACCUGGCGAGGACGCUGCCCGCCGAGCGGACUGAUUCGCAGAGUCUGUACAUAGUGUAUAUUGCUCUACCCGGCCACACACCACGUCCUGCUCUGGCUUUUGCCUUCUUGAUGCCAGCCUGCUGCAACGGACCCUCCCCGCGCCCCUCCCCAGCCCAUCUUACUGCAAGCAGCGUCCUGAGGAGACAGCGGCACGUUCUAGCUGCGUCUGCGGCCAGCCCGUGCCAGUGGAGUGGGCUCCGCGUUGCUCAUUCUCUCCGACAGGUUGUCAGCCUCUGUCCCCGCUGCACAGGGUCUUGCCCCUUCUCCGGGGCCUGUGCCAGCUCCCUUCCCUCCCCGUUCUCCUGUCCCCACAGCCAUUCUCGGAGCUGGGGAACCUGGUCUCGAGGCAGGCCCUGCAGUUCCACAGAGGUGGCAGGUCUUGCCCUUUGGCCAACAGAUUUCUUGUCCUGCCUUCUAGAUGCCUCUGAGCUCCAAACCCAGGGGAGCCAUGGCUUCUCAUUUACACCAACAGGUUUCAGUUCCAACAGAAAGGUCGGGGUAGGUUCGUGCAGAGAUGGGGCUGGCAGGGGGGCUAUGGGAGGAUUAUUUUAACAGAUCAAGAAAAUGAAGCCAAAUCAAGUGAAUUAAAUUCCUCACAAUUAUUUUCUUUCCCUGAGGUUUGAUUGGCACAGCAGCAAAAGUUGAGGCCACCCCACUUGUGUCCACUGUUUUUAGAAAAAAAUGAAUGGCUUCCUGCCAUUGUGGGGCUGGACUCUUGGGCUUUCUUGGUGGGAGCGGAGAAGGGGCCUCCCACCCUUGUCCGAGUUGCCUCCCACUGGAGGUCAGGAGUCUACAGCCUCAGGCACUGUGGGGAGUGCAUGCCUGGGGCCUCUGGGUGGGGACCAUGGACAGGCCCUAGUCACUGUCCUAACCUUUGUCAGGACAAAGGUAGCAAGAGGAUUUCCUGGCGGGUGGGAAGGAAUGGCUGGGGCGGCCAGUUUUGACACGCCCCAGUGCCCUGGAGAAAAACCAGGGUCAUCUGCACUUGAUGACUGCUCCCCCACCCCCAGCCCAGACACCUCAUUCCCCUCCCACUACAGGGAUCAAGUGACCUGGGAAGAACCGAGUUCAACCCCAGGAUGUGUUUCCUCAGAUUUCCUUUCCUAGGCGAUUUCCAGGGAGAGCCCUGAUUGGACAAUCACAUCACAGAUCACACUGCAGUUUCCAUGUUAGCACUGUGGAUGGGUUUUUAAUCCAUAAAAACUGGGGGUUUCUUCUCACCGACUCUCCACUUGCCCAAACUGCCAAAAGCUGGUGAUUCUGGGACAGGCCUUCACUUUGGAGCCACGGGAUGGGGUGGGGGAGCUCCAUGGGCCUGGGAAGGAGGGUGCUGUGGAGGGGGCUGCAGGGCUGACCAGCAGGCAGCCUCAUCUGGUCGGGGGCGGGGGCGGCAGGAGCAGAAGCGGGGUCUCCGUCCUUGGGACUGUCCUGGUUGGCCAUGGGCCCUGAGGAUGCACGGUGCUUGGGGCUCCUGUGCCAGUGGGUGGGGGGCAUGCUGGCCUCUGAGCGAUCAGGCGAGGCCAGCGAGGGUGUGCUUGCAAAUUCAAGCAAUAAGAGGGGGGGUUCCUGGGAGCUUCCAGCCCAGGCUAGAAGCCCCCAUGGCUUCUGGCAGCUGGACAUCAGCCCCAGGUAUUGGGGUGAUUUUGGUCAUGACAGUGUGCCUGUCCCACUGUUACACGCAUGAAUGGGGGUUAUGGGGUGGGGGUGGGGACUCAGGGCUGGACCGACGUCCUAGUGGACCUGAUGUGAAAUUCCUGUCAAACAAACACCACUUUUAAAUGGUUUGCUAGGAGUAUUUCUGUAUUGAAAGUUUCUAAUUAUGCUUUUUAAAAAAAUACUAAAAAUAAAGGUUCAAGCUGCCAAA